UUGUUUUCGGCUCCGUGGAUUCUAAUAUUGAAGUUUUUCUUAAAAAUGCACGUUUUUAAGAUUUUCAGUCCCGGCAGGAAUGUUGUGCUGGGAAAUGUUAAGAAAUUAUACUUGCAGAGGUUUGCAGUGUCUGGAUCGAGAGCUGCCUACGCUCACACUGCCAUCAGUAGAUUUGACGCUGAUAAAUAUCUACCUUACGAGAAGCUUGACCAGAAUUUAAAAAUUGUCAAAAAAAAACUCAAUAGGCCAUUGACGCUUUCGGAAAAAAUUCUCUACAGCCAUCUAGACGACCCAGCCAAUCAGGAUAUAAAAAGAGGCGUCAGCUAUCUGAAGCUAAGGCCUGAUCGAGUCGCCAUGCAAGAUGCUACUGCUCAGAUGGCCAUGUUGCAGUUUAUUUCCAGUGGCCUGCCCAAGGUGGCCGUGCCCUCGACGAUUCAUUGUGACCACUUGAUCGAGGCCUAUGUGGGCGGAGAUAAGGAUCUUUCUAAGGCUAAGGAAGUGAAUGCAGAGGUGUACGAGUUUCUUUCAUCAGCUGGUGCCAAGUAUGGCGUCGGAUUCUGGAAACCCGGAAGUGGGAUUAUUCAUCAGAUAGUUCUAGAGAACUAUGCCUUCCCAGGAAUUUUGCUGAUUGGCACCGAUAGCCACACCCCGAAUGGAGGUGGACUGGGUGGCCUGUGCAUCGGCGUUGGCGGGGCGGACGCCGUUGACGUCAUGGCAAAUAUUCCUUGGGAACUUAAAUGCCCUAAUGUCAUUGGAGUCAACCUGACAGGUUCACUGAAUGGAUGGACAUCCCCUAAAGACAUAAUUUUGAAACUGGCGGACAUUUUGACCGUUAAAGGCGGAACAGGCGCCAUUGUUGAAUAUUUCGGACCUGGGGUUGAUUCUAUUUCCUGUACUGGAAUGGCGACGAUUUGUAACAUGGGCGCUGAAAUUGGGGCAACGACAUCGGUGUUCCCUUACAACGGUCGGAUGAAAAAGUACCUGGAAUCAACGAACAGGCAACAAAUUUCCUCUGAGGCUGACGGUUACAGGUUGAAACUUCUCCAGGCAGACGAGAGGUGCGAAUACGACCGAGUCAUUCAUAUUGAUCUUAAUACCCUUGAGCCGCACUUGAAUGGCCCCAUGACGCCCGAUCUAGGAAACCCCAUCUCGAAGUUGGGAGAGAACGCCAAGAGUAAGGGCUGGCCCCUGAAUAUAUCCGUAGGUCUGAUUGGUAGCUGCACGAACAGCAGCUACGAGGACAUGAACAGGGCAGUGGCCGUGGCCAAGCAGGCCCUCCAGAAGGGGUUGAAGGCCAAGGUCCCUUUCACCAUAACGCCGGGGUCGGAGCAGAUAAGGGCCACCAUCGAACGUGAUGGCCAGGCAAAGAUAUUGAGGGAGUUUGGCGGUCUGGUUCUUGCCAACGCUUGUGGGCCCUGUAUCGGCCAGUGGAAAAGGGACGAUUUCAGAACGGGGGAGAAAAACACCAUCGUGACGUCAUACAACCGAAAUUUUAAGGGCCGAAACGACGGCAACCCCUCUACCCACGCGUUCGUGGCCUCCCCAGAAAUGGUCACCGCCCUGGUCAUCGAGGGCCGCCUGGAUUUCAACCCCCUAUCUGACUACCUGACUGCUACCGAUGGUUCAAAGUUCAAACUAACCAGUCCAUCUGGCGACGAACUUCCCUCGAAGGGGUUUGACCCCGGCCAGGACACCUACCAGGCCCCCCCUUGCGACGGAAGUCUCUUGAAGGUGGAGGUGGACCUCAAAAGUGAUCGUCUGCAACUUUUGAGUCCAUUUAAAAAGUGGGACGGACAGGAUUUACUGGACCUUCCGAUCCUGAUCAAGGUGAAGGGCAAAUGCACUACGGACGAUAUAAGCCCGGCUGGCAAGUGGUUAAAGUUCAGAGGUCAUCUGGAUAAUAUUUCUAAUAACAUGUUCAUUACAGCCAUCAACUCGGACAACAACGAAAUGAACAAGGUAAAAAACCAGCUGACCGGCGAAUAUGGCGCCGUACCAGCCGUUGCGAGAAAUUACAAGGUGAAGGGCGUUGAUUGGGUGGCCGUCGGGGAGGAGAAUUACGGGGAGGGUAGCAGCAGGGAGCACGCUGCCCUCGAACCCAGACACCUUGGCGGGCGAGCCAUCAUCGUUAAGAGUUUUGCCAGGAUUCAUGAAACAAAUUUAAAGAAACAAGGGAUGUUACCUUUGACCUUUGCUAAUCCUGCCGAUUAUGAGAAAGUUCAAAUUGAUGACAGGAUUUCGAUCUUGGGUCUCGACUCGUUUGCACCCGAGAAGCCACUGGAGUGCAGACUGAAGCACAAAGACGGAAGUAGUGACGUCAUAGCCCUCAACCACACCUUCAACGCCAUGCAGAUUGAGUGGUUCAGAGCCGGAAGUGCUCUCAAUAGAAUGAAGGAAUUAAGCUCCGGAAUGAAGGAAUGAAAAAGGGGGAUGAAGAAAUGAAUGAAGGAGUUAAAAUCCUGAAUGAACAAAUAAAGGAAUAUAGAAAUUAAUUUAGCUAUUGAAUGAAUGCAUGAAGGAAUGAGUGAGUGAGUGAAUGAAUGAAUGAAUGAAUGAA
Messenger RNA from Helobdella robusta, 2557 nucleotides. RefSeq lists its product as hypothetical. The record is from RefSeq and is a predicted model, not a curated record. Gene Ontology annotation, cellular component: cytosol; mitochondrion. The transcript is spliced from 22 exons. Lineage: Eukaryota; Metazoa; Annelida; Clitellata; Rhynchobdellida; Glossiphoniidae. Gene Ontology annotation, biological process: tricarboxylic acid cycle. Gene Ontology annotation, molecular function: 4 iron, 4 sulfur cluster binding; aconitate hydratase activity. Bases 46 to 2421 code for a protein of 791 amino acids.